GAGCAACGAUGGAUAACAGUUAUGUAUCGUUGAUAUCAACUAAUCCACAGCAUGUCAAAGUCAGUUCCACGUUGGAAAAAUCCACGGGGAAGAAACACUUGACGGACAGUAACCCAGAAACGUGCUGGACAUCGCGAGAGGGACCUGGGCAGUACAUCCAUCUAACGUUCGAAAAGCCAGCGAUACCUAAGCGAAUCACCAUCAUUUUCCAAGGCGGAUUUGUCGGAACCAAAUGUAGAAUCGAGGUCUCCGAGUCGUCAGAUAGGCCCGAAUGGCAGACAUGGACACAUAUCCACCCCGAGGAUGCGAACAGACGUCAAACUUUUGACUUGAUAAUCCAUAGAGACGGAUUUCCAGGGGAGGGAAUUCAGAGCAUGAAACUCGUCUUCGAGGAGAGUUCUGAUUUCUACGGUAGAAUCACAAUCUAUGAGUUGAAGAUUGAAGGGCUCCUGCUCUAAAAUGACGAAGAGUGGUUUGACCAUAUUUAAAUUUUCACUAGAGCCAAGCCUGCCAUGUGCUUGAGCAAUUAGAUCUGUGUGCACUGUGCGCCAAUAAAUUUGUGGUGAACAAGA
This is a messenger RNA of Suillus subalutaceus, 572 nucleotides long. RefSeq names its product galactose-binding domain-like protein. NCBI's taxonomy places the organism in Eukaryota, Fungi, Basidiomycota, Agaricomycetes, Boletales, Suillaceae. The record is from RefSeq and is a predicted model, not a curated record. The transcript has 3 exons. The coding region runs from base 9 to 458 and encodes 149 amino acids.